Messenger RNA from Naegleria gruberi, 1320 nucleotides. RefSeq lists its product as uncharacterized. The coding region runs from base 1 to 1320 and encodes 439 amino acids. The record is from RefSeq and is a predicted model, not a curated record. The transcript has a single exon. NCBI's taxonomy places the organism in Eukaryota, Heterolobosea, Eutetramitea, Acrasida, Naegleriidae.
AUGUUAGAAAAUCCUGUUCAGAAAUUAAAGAGAAAAUUGGGAGACUUUUAUAGGGUGAAUCCUCAUCUGAAAAAUGUGGAAAAACCUUUGGAUAAAACGCAAUCUUCUUCUGAUGAGGAAAUGGUGUUAAAUAAUAAUAACAAGGCUCACUCUACAACAACAAGUAAUAAUAAUUCUAGUACAAAUAAUUCUAAAUUAAAUAAUAUUAAUAAUAAUAAUAAUAAUAAUAAUACCAAAUUAAAUAAGAGUGAUAGUAAAUUAAAUGAUAAUAAUAAGAAUAACAAAGAAGUAAAUAAUAGCAAGGGAGGAAAAUUAUUUAAAAAAGAAAAUAUAAAAACAGAGAUUAUAUCCGAUAGUAGUAGUAGCAGUGAUUCACCAUCAUCAUCAUCUCAUAAAAAUGUGGAAAAGAAAGUUGAAAAACCAAAAAAGAUUGCUGGAAAAUUAUUCAAGAAAUCAUUUUCAUCAAGUGAUGAGGAUAUGCACUCUUCUUCAACAGAUUCCGAUGAUUCUGCUAGUAAAGUUAAAUCAAAAACCAAAGAAUUGGUUUCUCACAUUCAUCAAUCCAAUGAUGAGAGUAUAACAUUUAAAACUACUCAAGUUUCAAAAGCACAAGUUGAAAGUUUACUGAAAAACAUUAAGAAUGAUCUGAAAGAAGCAAAAACAAACUCAUCUCAACAAGUCUAUUUGGUCAAUUCACUAAUGAGAGAUGAAAAGUUAGCUUUCCAAAGAAAUAUUGAUGUAAAUUUACUCACUCUAGAAAAUGAUUGGUUUGAUUUCAAGCCUCUUUUCCCAUUUUUCUUUAUACCAAAAUAUAAUAAUUAUGAUUAUCUAGUUUCCCAACUGGGUCUAUUCAGAUUAGUUGAUAACACUCAAAAUAUUACAUAUAAUUUGAAUUUGAAUGGAUUGCUUGUAAACUUUAAUAAUUUAUUGGAAUCAAAUACGUUUAAAUAUUAUGGUACCUAUAGAGAACAACGUCCAAUUUCAGUAUUGGAUUCGAUUACAAUUUUUGUAAAAAUAACCUUUUUGGAGAUUGAUUUUAAGACAAUAGCUUUCGAACUUGUACCUUACCAUACCAUUCAUGUAAAGAAUAAUAGAGUAUCUGAUAAUUCUGGAAAAUUAUUACCAACACAAAUUUCAACAUCGUUUUCUAGGUCCAUUCAUUCCAAUCUAUUCAAACAACAUUUGAACUCUAAUACUAGUUAUGGAAUUAAAGUAUCCUUCCACUUAAAAUCUGAUCACAUUUCAGAAGUUCACAAGGGAAGUUUAGGAUUAUCAUGGGAAGAUGAUGGUGAAUUGAGUCUUAUUAUGAAUAAUUGUUAA